AAUAUGUAACAAAUUUGUAUGUUGCAUGCGGUGGAUGCGAUAUUGAUCUCUUCAGGAUCGUCGAUUUACAGUCUCAUUCUGAUUAUAAGUAUGCAAAGAAACGAUCGUUUUGUCAGUCUAGUUAAAGGAAGCACACAUCAUUGCAUAAGUAUUAUGGCAGCCAUAAAGAAUCUGUUGAUACUAAUCUUAAUAUUUGCCAUUGGCAACUGUGUUCCUCUUCAAGAUGACGAAGUAGUAGAAAAUUCAGAGGGACUUGAAUUUCGUCUACCAAAGAACAUCAUACCUAUUCAUUACGACAUAAAAUUAAUAACUCAUUUUGAAGAUAAUUUUACCACUAAUGGCGAAGUAAAUAUCGACAUCAAAGUGCACGAACCGACAAACACAAUCGCACUGCACGCUUUAAAUCUCACAAUACAUGAAUCAUUGACGGAGAUAACUCGCAAAGGUGUAAAUAAUGUAAAUUCCAAAUCGAAAUAUAUUCCAAAGCAACAUAAGUAUGACGAACUAACGCAAAUUUUGACUCUCCAAUUCGAAGAACCGCUGGAUUCUGAAAUGUAUAUGCUGCGUAUUAAUUUUGAUGGCAUAAUAUUGUUGAAUAAUUGGAUGCGUGGAUUUUACAAAGAUUUCUAUACUGAUAAUAAAGGAAACGAUGUAUUGUUAGCACUGACACAUUUGCAACCAACCUUUGCGCGACAAGUGUUUCCGUGUUGGGAUGAACCCGCUAUAAAAGCGACCUUUAAAUUUUCUAUAAAGCAUUAUCCUAAUUAUACAGCAUUAUCGAAUAUGCCAUCCACGCGACCGGAAGUCGAUGCAAGCGAUGGAAAAUUAUGGACAUAUUUCGAGACAACUCCUAUUAUGUCUACCAACUUAUUAGGAUUCGUGAUUUCCGAUUAUGAUCACAUCUCGAACUUAGAUGGUACUAUCAAAAUAUGGGGUCCAAAACACCUUCUUCCUCAUGCAACAUUUUCUCUCGAUAUUAUUGAGAAAGCAACGCAAGAACUUGAAAAAUUCACCAAUAGUACCGUUCAUGUGCCGAAAAUGGAUCAUGUUAGCAUUCCACAUUAUUCAAGCAGAGCCACUGAAAACUGGGGCAUGAUUGUUUACCAUGAAUACAGUAGUACUACACCAGAUGAUUUAUGGAAAACAUUACAAGAUGCCCUCAAUGAGUCUGACAUACCGCAUGAUGAUUUCAAAGUAAAAGAAGUAAUGGAUACUUGGUUCGAACAAGGAGGAUAUCCUUUUGUUACAGUCAAUCGAGAUUAUGUAACAGGCGAAAUUAAAGUAACGCAAGAAAUAUGUGAAAUUAAAAAAGCUGACCGUCAGAAGAACGAAUCAUGGUGGAUUCCUUUAAAUUUUGCAACGGAAAGUAAUUUAGAUUUUUCAUCUACACUGGCUACUCAUUGGCUAAAACCGCACGAAGAUUUAACAAUUGAAGGUGUAGACACCAAUGACUGGAUUAUUGUAAACAAACAUCUAACAGGAUUUUAUCGCGUAAAUUAUGACGAUACCAACUGGAAACGAAUUGCUGCUUUUCUUAAUUCUGAUAAUUACGACAAGAUUCCAGUUUUAAAUCGUGCACAAAUUCUCGACGAUGCCUUCUUCAUGUUAAAAACUGAACGUCUUGAUCCUGUUAUUUUCGUUAAAAUUAUGAAUUAUUUAUCCCGCGAAACUGACACAAUACCAUGGAUUAAAGCAUUCCAUAUUAUUGGAAAUUUUGAAAAAUAUAUGGAGAUACCUAAAGGAAUAGCAAUUCUUAAGCCAUUCUUAUCUCAUUUAGUGCAUAAACUAUUUGAGUAUAUUGAUUUUGACGAGAAUCCAGAUGACGAUGUUUCGACUAUAUAUGUUAGGACUUAUCUAUAUAAUUACGACUGUAUGUACGAUCUUUCGGAAUGUCGAAUAAAAGCUACUGCUAAAGUACUUGCAUAUAUAGAAGACCCAAUUGCAAACAAACUAUCACCGAAUCAAGAAGAAAUGUAUUGCUUUGGUUUAAUGAAGGCGAAUGAAUCUAUUUGGGAUCAGUUUUUGCAAAUACAAUACGAGACAUCAAAAUCUCAUAGGACUGUUUUUGGAUGUACAGAGAAUUUGCACAUCAUCGAAAAACAUUUAGAUUCCACUGUGAAUACAGAAAAUGACAUAAAUUUUUAUUUACUCAAUCUUCGAAAUGUUGAUAUAGCGAUUGAAUUGUUCAUUAAUAAAUACGAGAAGUUUAAAGAUGCUAAGAAUGAAAUUCUUUCGGACAUAAUUAUGAAGAGUUCCAAACAAGAACAAAUUGAUAAGAUAAAAGCAUUUGCUGAACAACAUUCAAUCGAUAUAAAAGAAUAUUUAGAUAGAAGAGAAAACUAUUUAACCGUGCUUAACAAUCACUUGCAGCAAAUUCAAAGCAUUUUGGAAAAUGCUUUGGAUGGAAUCAACUAACAUAUUACAAUCAUAACUUAAUAUAAUCUAUGUUUGAUGAAUAAAUAUAAAAAGUAUAAACAUAUAAAAA
Pogonomyrmex barbatus (red harvester ant) is the source of this 2485-nucleotide messenger RNA. Its product is annotated as aminopeptidase N-like. NCBI's taxonomy places the organism in Eukaryota, Metazoa, Arthropoda, Insecta, Hymenoptera, Formicidae. The record is from RefSeq and is a predicted model, not a curated record. Gene Ontology annotation, molecular function: peptide binding; zinc ion binding; metalloaminopeptidase activity. Gene Ontology annotation, cellular component: membrane; cytoplasm. Gene Ontology annotation, biological process: proteolysis; peptide catabolic process.